Wasmannia auropunctata (little fire ant) is the source of this 2968-nucleotide messenger RNA. Its product is annotated as lebercilin. The record is from RefSeq and is a predicted model, not a curated record. Gene Ontology annotation, cellular component: axoneme. The transcript has 9 exons. Gene Ontology annotation, biological process: intraciliary transport. Bases 246 to 2921 code for a protein of 891 amino acids. Lineage: Eukaryota; Metazoa; Arthropoda; Insecta; Hymenoptera; Formicidae.
AAAUUUUUUAAUGUCAAAGAUGCUUUGGCCUUAAAAUUUAUUUCAUUGAGCAUCGAAAAGAAUUUUUGAAAAGCAUUGAUUACUAAUGCUUACACAGAUGUUGCCUUGACAACCAUUUGAAACAGUUAUGGUCGCCGACUAGCCUGCAAUGAGCGUUUGACAGUUUUCUGACAAUUUGACACUAUUAAGAUGGAUUGUACGCAAUUACGACGCGUGUUGUAACGUACGCUGUGUAUAAAUAUAAAAUGCAAACUGAAGCCUCUAUCUUACCAGUAGUACAACUUAAUGUGCACAGAACAGUCGCUAGAAAAGCAAAUCCUUCAAAAGACGCAACGCUGGAAUCCAAAAAGCUGUCUUCUUGCAGAAAUGCGUUACUUCCGAACAAAAAAUGCUUAAAUCCCUUGCCCGGUGCUCCAUAUAGAGGCGGCAUGAAACCGCAAUCGCUGUCGGAUGAACCAAAGUCUGGUAAUAAAAGUAUGCUUGGGCAAAGAGUAAUGUCAGCGAAAAUGCUUCGUUUUAAACAGAUGCAAAAUCAAUUAGCCGACGCACAUUAUCAUCUCAAUGAGUUAGCGAACGAAAACAGAUUAUUAAAGGCGUUGCAGAAAAGACAGGACUCUGCAUUGAGGCGUUACGAAGGGACAAAUGCCGAGUUACCGAGACUUAUAAAUUCGCACCACGAAGAAUUGAGAGUACUACAGGCAAAAUAUAAGAAAUUGAAAAAAUUACACAAAGACACGUGCAACCUGCUGAAAGAAAAAGAAACUGAACUUUAUUCUGCAAAUUCGCAAAAUAAGCAUCUAUUGCAACUUAGUAAAGAUCGAAAUCUCGAAGAGAGAGAAAAAUUACAGUUACAAGUAUCUGACAUGAAUUAUAAAAUGCAGCAGCAGCAGGAAACUAUACAGUUAUUACACAGAAAACUCGCCCUUGAAACUAAGAGCUUGAAGCAUCAAUUGCACAUCGAGAUUUCUAAGCACAAAGAGACGCAGAAAAACUUACAAGAGACAAUAGAGAAAUUGAAAAGUUUAGAAUGUUUAUUAGACAAUAGGGAAAGGAGAUUGUAUUAUAAUGGCCAAUUGCCAAUUUAUAGCAAAGAGAAACUGGGUAGCCAUUCUCUUACAAAUCUCAGAGAUGUCAGCAUCUCUCCAACUAAGGCAUCUAACAGAAGUAAAAAGAGUGAAAAUGGUACGCCAAAAGAUAAUUUGCCGUCGCUUGAUAUAAUGGAAUCCAAUGAUGAUGAAAAGAUAACUCAGCCAAACAAUGUUAAUUACAAUUCGGUAGAUCAGCUAAAGUCAGAAACAAUGGCGAAUUUGCAACAGAUACGGAAAUUUCGUUUGCAAAGAUCGUCAUACAUGCGUAAAAAUGCUCAUUCUAUGGAUGACUUGAGAUUAAGGUCAAAAGAUUCUGAAACGAGAGCGCGUGACGACGAAGGGGUCACAUCGAUAGAUUAUAAAUCGACAUUGGAGAAGGACGAGUUAAUUAACGGCCAGGGUGAAAGUGGCAAACUAAGAAAAUUAUUUAGCAGAAUAAAAAGUCAAAAUGCACAAAAACUGCAAAGAGAACUACGGACUGAAUUCGAUUAUUCAUCUGACGAUGGAGAAAGUGGGGACUUUAGUGAAUAUUACAUUCAGUCCUAUGAUACCCCACAGAAAUCUAGAGAAUUAUAUGCGAGCUCCUGUUGUAUCUAUUACAGAUUGAUUAACAGCACAGACGAUACCUCUGACACUUUGGACGAUAUACUGAAAAAGACAGAUUACAGCGAAGACGAAGAGGAAGAAGAGAACUUAAACACACGUCUAAUGGAAGACUUGACGUUUCAAAAGCGCAAGUACAAGAGUAAAGCGAAAGUAUUACAUCAUAAGAACGGCGAUUUUUACGAUAGCGGUUCUGACGUUGAUUCCGAAGGGAAGAUAAAUAUGAAUGGAGAUUUAUCUAUUGAAUAUAAAAGUAAUGACCUGCAAACCAGUCUGCCUAAGUACGCUAAAGAGCAGUUUGAGAAAUCUUUUAAUGGUGUCGCUCAUUCAGAAUACAAUACUUUGAACGUCACGGAACAGUCUGUUGGGAGAUCAAAGAAUGCGCAGCUACAGAGGGUAUCUGAUAACACUCCGGAUGGCGUGAACACAGAAAAUACAGAGAUUUCUCAGCAAUCUUCAAAUAAAAUGUGGCUGGACAAACGACCACUUUUGGAAAGUAACGGAACAGACAAUUUUUCCACAGACGUCAAAAAGGAAAAUCAUACAAAAGAGGAAGAGACGAGAUAUUUAGAGGACAAUUCGAGAUAUGUUGAUACGCCACAUGGCAAGAUUCAUCAUGAUACAUCGGACAACGCAACGUAUGAAGAAAUGAAAAAUGUGUCGAUUACGGAAAGGAAGAAAAUCGAGAAGGGCUCGCAACAAGCCUGCGAAAAGGAAUCUACGACAAACCGUUUCGAUGGAGGCGAUCGGCAUGAUUUGGAAAAAGAAUAUCUUGGGCACAGAGCAGAGGAAACGUCCAGUGUGAUGCAUUGCGGUGAUAAAGAAAUAUUAGAUAAAAAUGAUGCCAAUAUAGAAACACAAAAUAAAUUGAACGCUACACCAGACGUUGAUGUAUCGUCCUGCAGUAAUGUUCACGCGUCUCAGACUGAGCAGAGUAAAGGCGCGAAGGACGAGGUGACAGAGGUAAAGCCAGUAGGUGACAAGAGGAAGGUAAUUAAAUACAAUAAAGAUAAGCUGCUGGCUACAAUGAAGGCCAUUGACAACAAUGAAAAUAUCGAGUUUCUGAGCCAAGGAUUCAGAAAUCACAACGUGAACAGAAUGCAGAUAAUGGAGAAUCUACAUCGCGGCUUGCCAGCGCACUCAAAGCCGAAGCGCGAUAUUAUUAGAGAUAUAUUCGAAGACAAUCCUAUAGAAAGUAAAGUCAGAGGCACUUGUAGUAAAUCCCAUUAAAAAGCAAUCGCAAUAAGGAUCAUAAUAAAUAGCACAAAACUCGCUUA